AUGUGUGGCAUCCACGCGGUAAUCAGCGUCAACGGCACGGCGUCGCCUGAUCUCGGAGGAGCGCUCAAGCAGUCCCUGCAGAACCGAGGCCCGGACCACCUCGGUCAGGCUUGUCGGACCCUGCAAGCCACUGCAGCCGGUAACACUGAGUCACAGGCACUUCACCUCACUUUCACGUCCACGGUCCUUGCCCUGCGAGGCGAUCACAUCGCGCAGCAGCCGCUACUCGGCCCCUCGGCCGAUGGAUCCGUGCUGUGCUGGAACGGCGAGGCCUGGCGGUUCGACGGACAGCCGGUCUCGGGCAACGAUGGCGAGGCGCUGUGCUCGCGCCUGAGUCAACCACACCCUGACACUCCCCGUCAAGACCACGUCCUGGGCAUCUUCAGGAGCAUCCAAGGCCCGUUCGCAGUCGUGUACUACGACGACAUCGACCGCCGUGUGUACUACGGCCGCGACCGUCUGGGCAGGAGGUCGCUGCUCGUGCACAGGGCUGACGACGGCAGCGCCAUCUCGUUCUCGAGCGUCGCCGGACAGCCUGUCACAGGAUGGACCGAGGUCCCCGCGGAUGGGCUUUAUUCGUUGAACCUGGACGCUUGUACGGGUACCUUGGUCGACUAUACCAGACUUGUCGAGAGACAUAUGUGGCUGGACGAAGAGCCCGAAAUGAAUAUGGUCUCCAACGUGGGCUUGUUCAAUGCCACGGCAGAAAAGCCUGAUGGCAAUGAUUGCCAGUUGCAAGCGCAAGAAGAAGGUAGCAUCGUGGACGACCUCGAGAGCCAGCUUAUGUCAUCGCUAAAGCUGCGAGUCGUCGAUGUACCCGAGCCCCCUCGCGCGCAUGCUGCAGCUGAUCGUGAUGUCCGCGUCGCCAUCUUGUUCUCCGGCGGUCUGGACUGUACUGUCCUUGCACGUCUUGCACAUGAGCUAGUGCCAACUUCUCAAGGCCUGGACUUGAUCAAUGUUGCUUUUGAGAACCCUCGGUUGGUGGCGCAGUACCUCAAGCAGCCUGAAGAGGCACGCAAAAUGGACUUCUACGAGACCUGCCCAGACAGGAUCACUGCGCGGAAAGCCUUUGCUGAGUUGAAGCAGUCCUGCCCGGGACGGUCCUGGAGACUGAUAACUGUGAACAUCCCCUUUGAAGAGACCAUGGCCCACAAGCCCACUGUAGUCUCCUUGAUACAUCCACAUGACACCGAGAUGGACCUCUCCAUCGCCAUUGCAUUGUACUUCGCAGCCAGAGGCACAGGGCACGCCUACACAGCCUCUCAUGUAUGGCAGCCAUCCAUGCCACUCACCACGACACCGGCACGCGUCCUUCUCUCCGGCCUCGGCGCAGACGAGCUCUUUGGCGGAUACGCGAGGCACGACAUUGCCUACAAGCGCGCCGGCUACGAGGGGCUAGUCGAAGAGCUGCGCCUCGACGUGGGCCGCAUCGGCCAGCGGAAUCUGGGCCGGGACGACCGCGCCAUGUCGCACUGGGGCAAGGAGGUGCGCUUCCCGUUCCUGGACGAGGAGCUCGUCCGGUUUGCCAUCGGCUUGCCCGUGUGGGCCAAAUGCGACUUUGGCAUUGCGGAGCAUGAGACGGGGAUCGAGCCGGCAAAGAGGAUAUUAAGACUUCUUGCUGACCGUAAGGGGUUGCCGAUUGCUGCAAGGGAGAAGAAGAGAGCGGUCAGUUCGUGA
This is a messenger RNA of Microdochium trichocladiopsis, 1677 nucleotides long. Its product is annotated as asparagine synthase. The coding region runs from base 1 to 1677 and encodes 558 amino acids. The transcript is spliced from 3 exons. Gene Ontology annotation, molecular function: asparagine synthase (glutamine-hydrolyzing) activity. The record is from RefSeq and is a predicted model, not a curated record. Lineage: Eukaryota; Fungi; Ascomycota; Sordariomycetes; Xylariales; Microdochiaceae.